Oryzias melastigma (Indian medaka) is the source of this 2501-nucleotide messenger RNA. RefSeq names its product angiopoietin-related protein 1. Lineage: Eukaryota; Metazoa; Chordata; Actinopteri; Beloniformes; Adrianichthyidae. The record is from RefSeq and is a predicted model, not a curated record. The transcript has 9 exons. Bases 170 to 1477 code for a protein of 435 amino acids.
CGCAGCGGAGGGAAGCUGAGACGGACGAGGACAGCAGGACAAUGGAGGAGAGCCCUCGGCUUCAUGUGAGCCAGGGGUGGGGUGGAAGAGCUGGGCCACAGCCUCACACUGUGAAACUCUCAUUCCUGAGUCUCCCCCCCCCCAACGAGGCCGGGACAGCCUAACCCUCAUGGCAGCGAUGGGCCUUCUGACCCCCACCGAACUGCGCAGUUGGAGCUCCGCUCUCUGCAUCCUCUUCCUGCUGUUCCAAGAGGCCAAAGCGGACAUCCUGGACGCGUCCAGCUCUCUCAAUGGGGGGGGCUCCCAGUGUGGGGAGUACACGAACCAGUUGACGGAGGACGGGAUGUGUCGCCUGGAGGCCACCCUGCCUCAGCUGGACGAGAGGAGAUGCCCUGAUAUGUUCCGCUGCACAGACGAGGUUUCCUACUGGCUCCACGAGAACGAGGAGAGGAAGGAGCAGAUCGUGGCGCUCAAGGAGACCAUCUCCGAGCUGCAGGAGGAUCUGAGGAACCACCGGCAUCGCAUCAAAGUCCUGGAACUUCAGAGUGAAGAGCGCUUCCAUCUGAACAUCUCUCUGGAGCAGCGUCUCCAUGAUUUGGAGGUGCGGUACGCAGAGGCCACCUCCCUGCUGCACCUGCAGGGGACCCUCAUCCUGGACCUGCAGAACCAACUCCACAACCUAACCCUUGUUCUGGAUAAGCUAAGAAGAAACCCCGGAUGCUCCAUCAACAUCGUCCGCCCAAAUCCUCUCCUGAAUACCCAAGAUGCUCUGCACCCAGAGAUCCAGCAUGUGGGAGACUGUCCCACUGACUGUGCCUCCAUCUACUUCAGCGGGGUGAGGAGAUCGGGUCUCUACACUGUGGUUCCAUCUUCGUCGGGCAUGCCUGUGGACGUCUACUGUGACAUGGACACGGAAGGUGGAGGUUGGACGGUGAUCCAGCGCCGAGUUGAUGGCUCGGUGAGCUUUAACCGUAACUGGAGGGAUUACAGGGAUGGAUUUGGUGACCUGCACUCUGAGUUCUGGCUGGGCAACAACCACAUCCAUGAACUGACCGCCCAGGGAGAGUACAGCCUCCGCAUCGACCUGGAGGACUGGAACAUCCAGCACAAAUACGCCCUCUACCAGAGCUUCAGGGUGGAGGAUGAGGAGCACCAGUACCGUCUUCAUGUGUCUGGCUUCAGUGGCACAGUGCAGGACUCCUUCAGCUGGUACCAUGACAAGCAGAGCUUCAGCACACCAGACAGUGGAAACAUCUGCGCUGAGAUCUCACAUGGGGGAUGGUGGUACAACCAGUGCUUCUACACCAACCUAAAUGGAGUCUAUUACAGGGGGGGUCAUUACACUCCAAAGGGCCGGGGCCCGCUUGGUCCUGACGGCAUCGUUUGGUAUUCCUGGAAAGACUCUGAUUAUUACUCUCUGCGCAAAGUCAGUAUGAUGAUUCGACCACGCAGCUUCCAAACACGCCUGUCGCCCUGACGACAGCCGGGGUGCAUCUGUCGCAGCAUCAGGGGUAAAACUGUGCAGCAGCGUGGAGCUUUCUUCUUGCCAUUGACUGGAUAAACUUGGUCCUAUAACUUUUCAAGACAUACACUUUGUAUUAAGACUUUUUUGACGAAAAAAAAUCUUAAUUUUGUACUUACUCUACUUUUUAUAACUUAGUAGAAAUUUCAGGGUUUUUUUUUUUUUUUUGCAGUGGCUGAAUUUUAGUACACUAUAAGGAAAAGGCUCCUCACCUGACAAUCACAUGUUUGUUUAUCACUCCUUGUCAGUUCGGUUUAAAUAUUAUUCACUCAUAAAUUUAACUUGAAGGUAUGAUUGCUAAAGACAGAGCACUUGAAGUUCUCUUUUACAACACUGAAAAUGUGUUUUUUCCCGUUUGUGUUACUUUUUUAGCCAAGUUGUACAUUUUUAAUGGUGUUUUUGAAAUAUUUGUAUUAUAAAUGUAAACAAAUUCAAACUAAUGAGCGAAAAUAAAAAUAAAAACAAUAAAGCAAACAUUUUGGAAUCAAUCAGUGCCUCUUUUAGAUCCAAUAAACUGCUUGAAAUUGUAAAAAUGUAAAACUUGAAAGUUAUUUGGAGGACCCAAGGCUGCAAAAAAAGAUGGAAAAUGGGUUCAAACAAACGUUUAACAUUGAUCCUUAACUUUUGGACACGGUGGCGGUAGUGUCAUGACGUUUAGUAGAUGGACUCCAUUCUUCCAAUCUUGACAACAGGUAGACAACAGAUCAAUAUUUGAACAUAAUAACGCUAUUAAUGUUAUUUUCUCAGAAACACCAGUUAUUUUAGUUUUUAAUGUUGCCAAAACUUUUAUCAUUAAUAUAAAAACCCAUAAAUGUGAAGUGUUUUCUGCCUAAAAAAAUGUUACGAAAUAGACCAAACAGUGAAACCCCAUUUAUUUAUUUAUGCUCGUCAUUAAAAGUCUAAUUUGUCUUAGAAAAGUGUCAGAAAAGGUUUUGUUGUUUUAAGAUUGUAUUCACUUGACAUAAACUUACGGUGCAAU